AACAUUAAAAUCUCCAUUACUCCAUCAAACUAAACCAACAAGAAAAAGCUCUUUAUUUCUCCUUACUAUUAAUAACCAGCAUACAUAAAUUUUAAUUUGGCAGUGUCCAAGGAAAUUAAAACAUGGCAGUUCCUCACGUACUUAUUUUUCCGUUGCCUCUUCAAGGUCCUGUAAAUUGCAUGCUAAAACUAGCUGAACUCUUAUGCCUUCACCAAGAAAUUCAUAUCACUUUCAUCAACACUGAAUAUAUCCAUCAACGCCUGAUGAAUUAUACGGACGUUGUAGUCCGUUUUGCGAAAUAUCCCAACUUCAAAUUUGUGACAGUUCCAGAUGGACUUCCAGAAGAUAAUCCAAGAAUUGGAGACCAAAUAAGGAAGAUUAUUGAAGGUGUAGAGAAAGUGAGUAGCCCACUUUUCAAAGAGAUGGUUAUGACUACUAAUUCUGCUCCAACUUGUCUCAUAGUUGAUGGUAUAUUUACAUUUGCUCUUCCUAUAGCAAAAGAGGCUAAAAUCCCACUUCUUUAUUUUGAUACUAUAAGUCCUUGUUCUCUCUGGACUUAUUUGGCUCUUCCAAAACUUAUUGAAGAUGGAGAAAUUCCUUUCAAAGGAAAUGACUUGGAUGUAUUAGUAAAUGGUAUGCCAGGAAUGGAAGGUGUGAUGAGGCGCCGAGAUCUUCCUAGUUUCUGCCGAACACCUGACGUUGAUAUCCCAAUUAUCAAACUUGUAAUCAAGGAGGGCAAACACAUUGUACAAGCCCAAGGUCUAAUAUUCAACACAUUUGAAGCCCUUGAAGGGCCUAUUCUCUCACAAUUUCGAGCUCUAUGUCCAAAUAUCUAUGCCAUUGGGCCUCUUCACACUCAAAUGAAGGCAAAAUUAUCUUCCCAACGUUUGCCAAACACACCAACAUCCAACAGCAUAUGGAAAGAGGAUAUGAGUUGUAUAGAUUGGCUCGACAAACAACCCAAUAAAUCAGUUCUAUUUGUCAGCAUUGGAAGCCUUGCCACAAUGAGCAAGGCACAAUUCUUCGAAUUUUGGUAUGGUUUGGUCAAUAGUAACACUCGGUUCUUGUGGGUCCAAAGGCCCGGUUCAAUUAUUGGACUUGAAGACGACAACAAUAAUGUUCCUAUGGAAUUGGUGGAAAGUACAAAAGAGAGGGGGUGUAUUAUUAGUUGGGCUCCACAAGAAGAAGUGCUAGCUCACCCAUCAAUUGGUGCGUUUUUAACGCAUACUGGGUGGAAUUCAACUUUGGAAAGUAUAGUAGAAGGAGUGCCAAUGAUUUGUUGGCCCUAUUUUGUUGAUCAACAAGUAAAUAGUAGGUAUAUUGGGGAGGUGUGGAAGCUUGGACUAGACAUGAAAGAUGUAUGUGAUAGAAUCACAAUUGAGAGGAUGGUGAGAGAAGUGAUGGAUGUGAAGAAAAUUGAAUUUUUGGAGAGGGCAAAAUAUAUGAGCGACUUGGCAAUAGCAAGCGUUGGUGAAGGUGGCUCUUCAUACCAAGAUUUGGACCGAUUAAUUGAGGAUAUUAGGCUGAUGAGGAUAUAACAACCUCACAUGCCUAGAUAAUUUGUUAUGAUGCUCUAUGGACUAAAGUGAUGUCUUUCAUUUGGUCAAUAAAUGAUGUUUGAUUUUCUUUACUUUGUUUAAACAAGCACUUCAUGUGGAUAAUUCAAUGGCUUGGGUAAAAUUGUAUUGUUCUGA
Messenger RNA from Solanum pennellii, 1694 nucleotides. Its product is annotated as 7-deoxyloganetic acid glucosyltransferase-like. Gene Ontology annotation, molecular function: UDP-glycosyltransferase activity. The record is from RefSeq and is a predicted model, not a curated record. NCBI's taxonomy places the organism in Eukaryota, Viridiplantae, Streptophyta, Magnoliopsida, Solanales, Solanaceae. The transcript is spliced from 2 exons. The coding region runs from base 123 to 1538 and encodes 471 amino acids.